Messenger RNA from Aspergillus heteromorphus CBS 117.55, 1483 nucleotides. RefSeq names its product mitochondrial 37S ribosomal protein mS38. Gene Ontology annotation, cellular component: mitochondrion. The record is from RefSeq and is a predicted model, not a curated record. Gene Ontology annotation, biological process: mRNA processing. The transcript has 2 exons. Bases 34 to 1044 code for a protein of 336 amino acids. Lineage: Eukaryota; Fungi; Ascomycota; Eurotiomycetes; Eurotiales; Aspergillaceae.
CUUCGACACCCCAGCUUCUGGGCUCUACACAAAAUGCUGUCGUCCUCUCUGCGCCGGGCUGCAUGGGCUCCCAUGGGGCCCAUCGCCGGUAUAUCUCGCGCGUCUAGUCAAGCUCUUACUACCUCCGCGAACGGCCUCAUCGGCUCGACACAUGUGCGUCAACGCCGAUACUCCUCCUCGUCCUCGAAGCCUAGUGAUGGAUCUAAUAAAGUCGAUGCUUCCUCUCAGACGCCUGCCAAGGGAGUAAACUCUGCAGAUAAGCGUGAAGGAAAAGCCUCUAGACGGCGAAGCAAGGACAGCAACGGUCGCAAUGCUUCCAAGCAGCAGACAGCGUUUUCCCGACUCCCCAGUGUGCCUUCCACCCAACACCUCCAGCCACAUGAUGUCCACGUCGCGUCGUUUUUCUCCAUCCACCGACCCAUCUCCGUCUCCACGACCAUCCCUCCCACCUCCACCCCCGAAGCUUUCGACGCCAUCUUCACCGCGAAGAAAUCGGCCAAGCCCGAGGUGGACGAUAUUAUCUUCACCCUCUCGUCCGCUGUCGACUCCAUGGAGGACCCGGCCCACCACGCAGGCGCCGAAGAAGAGGGCUCCCUGCACUACAUCGACAUGAAGGGCAACGGCCUGCCCGAACUGAAAGUCUCCGUCGACGAACUCAUGAGAGGCCUUCGCCCCUUCCACCCCCCGCCGCCGCCUGAGCCGAGGGCCGCGAGCGUGGAGAUCCAGGACAAGGAGGACGAGGGAAAAUCCACCCUUUUAGCCCUCCACCAGUUGAUCGACGCCAGGAUUGCCGCCUACGAGGCCCACAAUGGGCCUCUACUCCCGGCUGAUAACAUGGAGGCCCCCGGUGCCAUCGGCGAGGCCGAUGCUGUCGUCGAUGUCCCCCACAACUCCGGCACCACCUACAUCGAGCGUCUGCGGAACAACAGCACCAUGCACGCCAUCAGCACCAGGAGACGGCGUAAGUUGAAGAUGAAGAAGCACAAGCUCAAGAAGCUGCGGAAGAGAACGAGAACCCUGAGACAGAAGCUCGAGAGGUCCUGAUUGAGGUCCUUAGCUGUUGUUAUCUGCUACGCUACCACUACAAUCCCAAUUUUUCUCUCUUCUUUCUUCCUCUUAAUCGCCCUCCCUCCCUCUUGAUCUUGCCACAGGUGUCUUCGUCGGCAGUCCUUCUAGACUCUCACCUCACAUGAUCGCUUGGCUAUUUAUCUCUCGCUUUGCGUUCCUGCGUGUGUAUGGCUGUGCAUGUUACCUACCAUAUGCCAUGCCAUGCCAUGCGCUCUCUAGGUUCUUAUGGCGUCAUUUAUCCAUCCCAAUUUCUUUUCCGCUUGAAUAUUUUAACCUCCCGUUGCAUUACCUCUCUCGAUAGACAGUACUAUGUUACAUAUUGAUCUUUCAUACCUGGCUUUUCUUUUUUGGUCCAGCUGAAUAUCCUUAUUAUUCACGCUAUUUCUAAAUAUACAUCCUGCUUUCUUGGGUCCUG